AGUACAUUUUUAGCAUCAUCGGUAUUCCCAUCAGUACCUGUUGAAGCAUCUUGUAAUGUUCAGCUCAGUUCGCUAUCAGAGCGAAGGAGACACAUUGGUCAAGCAGAAGAGGUGUAUCUGGGCAGACAAGUUAGAGAUUCUGAAGCCAUGUGAUGUUGCAGUUUGAGUCAAUAUAUGUGAUUCAUCAGUGGAUAAUGCAAAGUUCCUCUUUUGAAUGGGAUCAUAUGACUACUUUGACUUGGCUACGACUUUGACCACUUCUGUGGCUAUAAAUUCCAUCAGAUCAGAUCCUGCAAUCCGCACUUGAUCGGCAGGGGAUACCGGGAUAGUUGAAGCAAGAAAGAAUGGCGGGGCUCUACGAGAAGCCGUCGGAGACGUACGCCAAGAAGCGUCCGCAGUACCCCAAGGAGUGGUUCUCCAUGCUGGCCGGCCUCACCGCGGGGCACCAGCGCGCCUGGGACGCCGGGUGCGGCACCGGCCAGGCCGCCAUCAGCAUGGCGGAGCACUACGAGAGCGUGGUGGCGACGGACGUGAGCGAGGGCCAGCUCCGGCACGCCGCCGCGCACCCGAAGGUGCGGUACCUCCACACCCCGGAGCACCUCACGGAGGACGAGCUGGUGUCCCUGGUCGGCGGCGAGGGCUCGCUGGACCUGGUGGUGGUGGCCACCUCCAUCCACUGGUUCGACAUCCCGCUCUUCUACGCCGUGGUGAACCGCGCCCUGAGGAAGCCCGGCGGCGUGCUCGCCGUGUGGGGCUACAACUACGAGAUCCACCCGUUCGAGGGCGCGCUGCACGGCCAGCUCUACCCGGCGCUGCGGCCGUACCAGGACCCGCGGGCGGUGCUGGCCAUGGAGCGGUACCGGCACCUGCCGUUCCCGUUCGAGCCCGUCGGGGUGGGCGCCGAGGGCGCGCCCGCCGACGUGGACAUCGAGGUGGAGAUGACGCUGGAGGACCUGGUCGGGUUCCUGAACACCGGCUCCGUCGUGACCACGGCGAGGGCCAAGGGCGUGGACCUGGAGGCGGUCACGAGGGACGCGCUGAAGCGUGUGGAGCAGGAGUGGGGCGGCGCGCCCACCUCGCCCCGGAAGCUCGUGUUCAAGGCGUUCAUGCUCGCCGGGAGGCCCAAGUGCUGAAGCGAUCAUGCCGUGGUUGCUAAUCACUGCUUCUCGUUUGCAGUUUGCUCGUGGUUAGGAAUAAGUGUUGCUUGUCAGUCAGCGUGAGACUGAGAUUAGACUACAUCAUAUAGCCAGCCACUAUGUAUGGCGGUCCAAAUUUUUUUUUUUUUUUUUUUACCUUGUGCCGAAUAAGUCCGAGCAGAUGCUACGGGCUAAAUACUUGUGGGGAAUAUCCACCCGUUCAGUUUGGACUUUGGAAUGAAUCCACUGCGUUAUCAUCUGAA
This is a messenger RNA of Sorghum bicolor (sorghum), 1399 nucleotides long. RefSeq lists its product as uncharacterized. The transcript has 3 exons. The record is from RefSeq and is a predicted model, not a curated record. Bases 345 to 1133 code for a protein of 262 amino acids. Lineage: Eukaryota; Viridiplantae; Streptophyta; Magnoliopsida; Poales; Poaceae.